GACUUUGAUCUGUCGAUAGCGUUACUCCCAUGUGCGACUGUGAGUGCCUUCUUCCUUGUUUGCACGGAAUGAAAAAAGGGAAGGAAGGCCAGGGGAGCGAGACAAAAGGGACGUCACGUGGCGGUCAACGGCGACGGACUUGCAGUUCCGACGCGCCUUGCUUUUUAGCUCAGUUGGCCUGCAGUCGUCGCGGCAGCAAGUGCAUCGCGAGAGGCAAGGUGCGAAGGCAACGUGGCGCCGCUCCUCUCACUGUUUCCCCACCGGAACCAUCCUGCCGCGGGCUUUGUUAUCGGGGCUCAUCCGGUGGGAUCUCUAAAAGCCGCGGCACGUCGCACACACUCGGGAGUGCGCCGUGAUACGUGCAGCCGUACGGGUCGAGUGCCGUCGCGUCUACCGUCCACACGUUGUACUCGCGAGGUCGCUUCGGGCCGACUCCGGAGAUGCGCCUCGUUACGUCUCAGGGCUAGCUUCGGUGUCAGCUGAGAGAGUUCUCUAGCAACGGGGAAAACGAAAAAAAGAAAACAUCAAAGUCGGGCGAUGUUGUGAAAAAUAAAUCGCCGGUUACGGAAUUGUCUCGCGUGUGUUGCCUGCGCGAGGGGUGAUUCAUCGAUCUCUAAACGUUGCGAAUACGCGGAGAGAGACAAUCGGCGUUCGGGUGAAAGGGACGAAAGUGGGCAGGGAACAAUCUCGCUUGAAAGAUGAAGCAUGAGGGAAAUUGCUCGACGGCGGACGAUUCCAAUGGGAUUCUGUUGCAACCUAGGAAGAACGCGGCGGUGCGGCUGCAGAUCGUGCCGGCGCAGCCGAAAACGAUUACGCAUCUGCCGAAGAGGCCGCCGGUCGACCUGGCGUUCACCGACCUCACGUACAAAGUCCGAGAAGGCCGUAAAAAUAAUGUAAAGACGAUCCUGAAAUCCGUCAGCGGCAGACUGCGGUCCAGCGAGCUAACGGCUAUUAUGGGCCCUUCAGGCGCUGGGAAGUCAACGCUCUUAAAUAUCCUCACCGGAUACAAGACGACAGGCGCGGAGGGCAGCGUCACGAUGAAUGGCCAUGAGAGAAACCUCAGUGCCUUCAGGAAACUCUCCUGCUACAUCAUGCAGGAUAAUCAGCUUCACAUGAAUCUAACGGUAGCGGAAGCUAUGAAGGUUGCAGCGAACCUUAAGCUCGGCUCACAAGUCAGCCAAGCGGAGAAAGAAGAAGUGAUCCAGGAAAUCCUUGAGACUCUCGGCUUGUCCGAGCAUCGCCGUACUAUGACCUCGAAUCUGAGCGGCGGUCAAAAGAAGAGGUUAUCCAUCGCCCUGGAGUUAGUGAACAACCCCCCUAUAAUGUUUUUUGACGAGCCGACUAGCGGCCUGGACUCCUCGUCCUGUUUCCAAUGUAUCUCAUUACUGAAGACUCUGGCACGUGGUGGCAGAACGAUAAUAUGCACCAUUCAUCAGCCUAGUGCGAGACUUUUCGAGAUGUUCGAUGCUCUCUACACGUUGGCCGAGGGUCAAUGCGUUUACCAAGGUUCUACGUCGCAGCUGGUGCCUUUCCUGAGGACAAUUGGCCUUAAUUGCCCGAGUUAUCAUAAUCCGGCGUCGUUCAUAAUUGAGGUGUCAUGCGGCGAAUACGGCGAUAAUAUCAAUAAGCUGGUCAAUGCGAUAAACAAUGGCAAGUACGAUAUACGCGAAGGACACCCGUUUCCCGAGACGAAAGAUGGAAUGAACAAUUGCACCGCUGCGGCGGGUAUUUUGAAGAAUGGUGACUUGGACAAAGUGAAGAUCAAAGACAAGAACGACAUUAGUAAUUUCGAGGAGAAGUUCUCGGAAGGGAAAACUAGCGAGAUUAGUAAUGGAAAACUCAUUCCCGGCUACGCUACAAACGACAUUGCUAAACAAGCACUGGAUGUGGCAAUACCUAUGGAUCUGGAUAAGAAGGACAAUGCCAACAUAGCUCUUCUCGACGAAACCAUCGUGGUUACACCAGAGAGAUAUCCCAUAUCUGAAUUCAAGCAAUUCUACAUCAUUCUGAAACGUGCUCUACUUUUCAGUCGUAGAGAUUGGACUCUCAUGUAUCUCCGACUCUUCGCUCAUAUUCUGGUGGCGGGGUUAAUCAGCGCGUUGUAUUACGAUAUUGGAAACGAUGGCGCCAAAGUACUUAGCAAUCUGGGAUUCCUGUUCUUCAACAUGCUGUUCCUCAUGUACACGUCCAUGACAAUUACAAUUUUGUCCUUCCCGUUGGAACUGCCUGUGCUAUUGAAAGAGAACUUCAACAGAUGGUACUCUCUCAAGUCGUAUUACUGUGCGAUUACCCUUUCGGAUAUACCGUUCCAGACGGUAUUUUGCAUACUGUACGUCAGCGUCGUAUACUUCAUGACAAGUCAGCCAGCGGAUGUAACGCGGUUCUCCAUGUUCUUGAGCACCUGUCUGCUGAUUUCCUUCGUCGCGCAAUCAGUGGGUCUCGUGGUCGGCGCUGCGAUGAACGUGCAAAACGGCGUGUUCCUGGCGCCGGUGAUGUCGGUGCCUUUUCUUCUCUUCUCAGGAUUCUUCGUCAGCUUCGACGCGAUCCCGGUCUAUCUGCGAUGGAUCACGUAUCUCAGUUAUAUCAGAUACGGUUUCGAGGGAACUGCUAUGACCAUUUACGGCUUCGGCCGAGAGAAAUUGAAAUGUUUUCAGGUGUACUGCCACUUUAAGAAUCCAGAAACGACCCUGGAGGAACUGGACAUGCUCGACGCUGAUUUUACUUUGGAUAUUCUUGCACUCCUGCUCAUCUUCGUCGUACUGCGAGUCUCCGCGUAUCUUUUCCUGCGUUGGAAAAUCAAGACCGCCCGGUAGACUGUCGCACGUAAGCGCUUUAUAAAAUCAGAUGUGGUUGCGAUGUGGACGGACAAGUUAGCACAAAUGUUACCUUUCACCGUGUAGAACUGCGCAGAUAUGAACGGGCGCGCUUUCCUAAUCGGUAAUCUCGUAAUGAUAUUUCAAAAGGGUGAUAUGAAGACUCGGUUCCGAUGCCUCACAAUGCAAUUAAGACACAAGGAAGUUUGCGAAAAUGGUGGUUUUCCAUUCCUCGAUGAGAACUCUUACGGCGGAUAACUACUCGCCGUCGAAGAGGCACUGGUAUGUUUCGAAGGUACCGCAAAGUAUGACUUACUUUCUUUCGCGGUUUUUUUGCUGAGUUUUGUUGAUAUAUAGAACCAAUACUAAUGUAACUUAUUUAUGUAAUUUAGUUUAAUAACGACGGCUAGUAGUUACGAUUGUAACAUAUUUGUCCAGGGUACUAUUCUAUAGUAUACUAUAGCAUGUACACUAUAUAUAUAUAUAUAUUUAUAUAUAUAUCCGAAAUAUGUACCUUCCCUUUUUUUACUGUAUCAGUACACAUUUUUGUUAGAAAUGCAACGUUUAAAACGCAA
Molecule: messenger RNA, 3388 nt
Organism: Vollenhovia emeryi
Lineage: Eukaryota; Metazoa; Arthropoda; Insecta; Hymenoptera; Formicidae
Product: ATP-binding cassette sub-family G member 4
Exons: 12
Coding region: 699-2813 (704 amino acids)
Cellular component (GO): plasma membrane
Molecular function (GO): ATP hydrolysis activity; ABC-type transporter activity; ATP binding
Source: RefSeq, a predicted model, not a curated record